Molecule: messenger RNA, 1907 nt
Organism: Formica exsecta
Lineage: Eukaryota; Metazoa; Arthropoda; Insecta; Hymenoptera; Formicidae
Exons: 2
Coding region: 1316-1828 (170 amino acids)
Source: RefSeq, a predicted model, not a curated record
AUAUAUUCUAUGAAGAAAUAGAUGGUUUUCUCCAAUAUUGUAAAAAGAAAAAUUGAAAUGUAUUGAUUACAAAAACAAAAGCUCUGAUAUAUUGUAUAUAAAAUGUCGAGAAGGAAUAGGGUUAAUAAGAGCUGAGUGCAAUAAAUAAAUGCACUUAUAUUGUAUAAAAAUUCUCUUUAAUAAUAAUGAACAUUUUGGUCCUUUUUUUAGACCAUAUUCAUUAUUUAUUAAUCGCCAGAAAAAUAGUCUCAAUCAACAAACAGAUACCGAAUGUCCUCACCACACAUAUGCAGCAACUAUUGAAAAGUUAACGAAAUUUUAAAUAUUGUGCAUCCCUAUAUAUUUAUUUUCCUCCCUGUCCCCGCCAUAUGCGAUUUGACGAUUAUCCAUCUUGGUUUGUUUGUAUUUAACACUUUGUCAGUAUGUUAUUUGUAUCCUUGUAUGCUGAAGAUAUUCUACAGGAAGUACCGAAACAUCUUCAUUAUUAUUUAAAAGAAUUUUUACACAAUAUAAUAGUGCAUAUAGUAAGAACAUCAGCUCAUGGCGAUUGGUUUGAUAGGGAAUGUUUGCAAGCAAUCGACCAAAAGAAUUCUACAUAGCUUACAAUCAAACAAAAGGACACAUAGCACUAGAGCAGCAACGAAGAGAUACACUGAGAAGAGAAGGGAAGCUAACAAAGUUAUAUGUUGCAAGAAACGAGAACAUGAAGAUAACUAGUUAAGGGAUCUCGAGGGUGAGAGUAACAAGAAAGAGAUAUGAAGAUUCUAUCAAAGAGUAGCCUACAAAGGAGAGGUUAUAAGUCCAACAUCCAUUUUUGUAAAGAUAAAGAAGAUAACAUACAAACACAGAUAAUAUAAAACAGCGAUGGGCAGAGUAUUUUAAGGAACACCUCGGUGAAAACAAUAACCUGGAGACUGCUAAACAGGAGAGGAGACUAACACGACAGGAGAAAGACGAUGACGAUAAAGAGGGAAUGCCUCCGCCGGGCAUGUAUGAAAUACGAAAAGCCAUGAAAAAACUAAAAAGUAACAAAGCGCUUGGACCAGAUAAUAUCGCACCAGAACUGAUGAAAUAUGAAGGCAAAAGAUUAGAGUGAGAUGUAAAAGCUCAUAACUAAGAUCUGGAGCGAGGAGUGCAUGUCAAGGAACUGGAAUCAAGGUUUGAUAUAUCCUAUAAGAGGGACGAUAGAUUGGAAAGCAAUAAUCAUAGAGGCAUUAGCCUCCUAAACACUGGAUAUAAGAUUCUGUCUUCCAUCUUGUGUGAGCGUCUGAAAGAAUUCGUCGAGAGAAGCGUAAGGUCAUAUCAAUGUGAUUUUAUGCUUGGAAGGGUAAUAACGGAUCAAGUUUUUGCCCUAAGGCAAAUUCUGGAGAAAACUCGUGUGAGUGCUAGACAUUGGACAGCAAAAGCUCAGCAACCCUGGGAGCCUUUAAAAGAAAGAUUCUUCAAAAUGGAUAUAUGGAUCCGUAUGCGUAGGGGACCAGGAUGGAGAACAAGAUACAAUCAUGAAGUAUAUGAACUUUAUAAGGACGUUAACAUAGUGCAAAAAAUCAAACUUCAAAGGCUGCACUGGGGACAUGUCAGUCAGAUGGAAAACAAUAACCCCACGAAGAAGUUUUUCAAAAAUAACCUACCAUACGCUGUGAGGGGUAGGCCGAGUCUGAAAUGGAGAGAUGGAGUGAAGGCAGACUUGAGGAGGCUAGGCAUUAGAGAUUGGAGGGAGAGAGCAUGCGAUAGAGAGGAAUGGAGAAGAAUCCCGAGCCCAAGUCCACCAGGAGCUAUAGUGCUAGAUACAUACAUACAUAAUAAUGUAUAUAUUUACUGCGCUUAGCUCUUAUUAGCCCUAUUCCUUUCUAACUUACAUGCUAAUAGUAUUUUUGUUAAAAGUUAACAAUUGAAUGAUUUCUUAU